AUGGCCACCGACAAGCUGCAGUUCCACGAGAUGGGUUUGGAUGAUCGCCUUUUGAAGGCGCUUGCGGACCUAGGUUGGGCUGAACCAACCCUCAUACAGGAAAAAGCAAUCCCUUUGGCGUUGGAUGGAAAGGACCUCCUGGCCCGUGCACGAACCGGCUCCGGGAAAACGGCUGCUUAUGCAGUCCCAAUAAUUCAGCACAUUCUUACUUCCAAACAGACGGUACGAGAACAGGCUGUCAGAGCACUGGUCUUGGUUCCGACCAAAGAGCUGGGUCAACAGGUUCAGACUAUGCUCCGCCAACUCACUGCUUUCUGCGCUAGGGAUGUCCGGGUGGCAGACAUCUCCGGCAAGGCAGAUUUAUCAGCGCAGAGACCCAUCCUGAUGGAAAAGCCUGAUAUUGUGGUUGGAACACCUUCUCGUGUCCAAGCACACAUCAAUGCCCAGAACCUGGUUCUGCACUCGUCUCUGGAGAUGCUGGUGAUUGAUGAGGCAGAUCUUCUCUUCUCUUUUGGAUUUGAAGAAGACCUUAAGAAUUUACUGUGUCACUUGCCUAAGAUCUACCAGGCUUUCCUUAUGUCUGCCACCUUAAAUGACGACGUCCAGGCUCUGAAACAGCUAGUGCUUCACAAUCCCGUGACUCUGAAACUCCAGGGCUCCAUGCUCCCAGACAGUUCCCAGCUGCAGCAGUACAGUGUGAAGUGUGAGGAAGAGGACAAAUUCUUACUCAUCUACACCCUUCUCAAACUGCGCCUCGUCCAAGGCAAGACGCUGGUGUUUGUCGGCACCCUGGACCGCUGCUAUCGACUCAAGCUCUUCCUGGAACAGUUCAGCAUUCCGGCCUGCGUACUCAACUCCGAGUUACCUGUUCACUCCAGGUGCCAUAUUAUCUCUCAGUUUAACCAGGGAUUCUACGAUUACAUCAUCGCCACAGACGAACAGUGCCUGGAAAAUCCAACUCAGAAAGGGAAGGGGAAGAAAAAAAAGAACACUGAGAAAGAUGGAAGGGGCAGAGAUAAGGAAUAUGGUGUGUCCAGAGGAAUCGACUUCCAGAAUGUGGCUAAUGUUAUCAACUUUGAUUUUCCCGCGUCGGUCGAGUCUUAUAUCCAUCGGGUCGGCAGGACUGCUCGGGCAGACAACCCUGGCACCGCCCUGACCUUUGUCUCUCAUACAGAGCUCCCCCUGCUGGAGGAAGUGGAGAAUGCAAUUACUGGAGACAACACAGACUGCGCCAUGAAGCCAUACGGGUUUAAAAUGGAAGAGAUUGAAGCAUUUAGAUACAGAUGUCGGGAUGCUAUGCGGUCUGUCACGAAGCAGGCAGUGAGGGAGGCCAGGCUGAAAGAGAUCAAGCAAGAGUUGUUGAAUUCAGAGAAACUCAAGACGUACUUUGAAGACAACCCCAGAGAUCUACAGCUUCUACGACAUGACAAAGAUCUUCACCCCGCAGUGAUCAAACCACACCUAAAGAAUGUUCCAGAUUAUCUGAUUCCACCUACGCUGAGACAAAUGGUUAACCCCAUGACUGAUCGGAAAAAGAGACAAAGGCGACAACCCAAACCCGACGGUGUGGUAAAGAGUACCUUCAAGAAAAACGCAAAAGGCAAAAAUCCACUGAAGACCUUCCGCUACAAAGGAAAGAAAAGCCACAACACAAAGGCUGGCAAAUCCUAAUAUCACAGUUCACUGGGACCAAUACCUUUUUUUUUUUUUGUCUUUAAAUUUAUAUACACACCUCUGGGUUCCUGAGGGGAGCACAUAGACUGUGAGCAGGAUUGUCUUGCGUUGGACUUACUUGCCGUUCAAAGCUGCUCGUAUGUUUACGAGGGAGGAACGCGGCAAUCAGAAGUCAACUUCUCGUCUAUAUUUGAAUCAGCCAAGAGGAGACUGACCUGUGAAAAUGUGAACUUACCGACCGAACACAUCUCACCUUCUGCCUUGACUGCGAGGUACCAGUGAUUCAACGUCUUUAACUGAAAAAUAGCCUCCAGUAUGUUACCGUCUUUCAUGGUCAAGGAGUUACUUUUGUUCGUUUCUUUCCCAGAUGACACGGACCUUUCACAGGAAUCCUGUUCGUUUUUAUAACCGAGCAAAAUGAAUACUGUUUUGCCACUGGAGUCAUGUCUGUGAAGUCAUUUAAAGCAAGGCUGGUGUACGUGUUGUUAUGAGCUGAAUAAAAAGGCCGUUAGUAA
This is a messenger RNA of Chanos chanos (milkfish), 2189 nucleotides long. It is a transcript of the gene ddx56, whose product is annotated as DEAD (Asp-Glu-Ala-Asp) box helicase 56. Lineage: Eukaryota; Metazoa; Chordata; Actinopteri; Gonorynchiformes; Chanidae. Gene Ontology annotation, cellular component: cytosol. The transcript is spliced from 14 exons. Gene Ontology annotation, molecular function: ATP binding; nucleic acid binding; RNA helicase activity. The record is from RefSeq and is a predicted model, not a curated record. Bases 1 to 1671 code for a protein of 556 amino acids.